Penicillium angulare is the source of this 2712-nucleotide messenger RNA. Its product is annotated as putative protein kinase Yak1. Gene Ontology annotation, molecular function: ATP binding; protein serine/threonine kinase activity; protein tyrosine kinase activity. The coding region runs from base 1 to 2712 and encodes 903 amino acids. The transcript has 8 exons. Gene Ontology annotation, cellular component: cytoplasm; nucleus. NCBI's taxonomy places the organism in Eukaryota, Fungi, Ascomycota, Eurotiomycetes, Eurotiales, Aspergillaceae. The record is from RefSeq and is a predicted model, not a curated record. Gene Ontology annotation, biological process: peptidyl-threonine phosphorylation; peptidyl-serine phosphorylation.
AUGGAUCCUGGAUGGCAACCCUAUCAGGAUCCCCUGAUGGGUCGUCCCGCGCAGUUCAAUAGCGGAUUGGCUGCCCAUCCCCAGCAACUAGGCUCGAAGUACGGUCAGCCACCACAGUCACAGCCCCCCGUCGGAUACACAUAUGAGACAUUUCAAACUCCUGGCACUACCUCCAAGGCCCCCUCGACCGGUCCAAACUCCAAGCCGGUAUCGAUGGCGUCGUCUCCUACUGCCACGCCACGUACUCGGGAUUAUGUCACCGAUGCCGACACCACCAUGGAAGAUGCAGACCCCUACAACCGCGCCAAGUACCCAUCGAGACCGAAUCAUCACAGUCGCGCGUCGUCUCAAUUCCUCAACCAGGCUGAAGAGUCUUCCGCCGCUCGCAGAUACUCACCUAUGAACGUUCUGUCGCCGCCGAUGUCAUACCCUACCAGUCCCGGGAAGCAGGGCUCCUACUUCUCACCCUCGGCUCAGAGUCAGUCGCGACGGUCGCCCGGUCGAGCGGGAGAAUAUUCAUCGCCGCCGCAAGGAUAUCAAUCGCCGCCAUCGAACCGCGCCCCGAGACUUCCCCCACUCCAAUCCGGCGAUCUCAGCCCCGAUCCAUAUUACCCAUCGUCCGCUUCCUCUCAUUUGGGCAGUGCGUUCGCUCCCGGGACUCGAUCCCCUCGAUCGGGUUCUCUUCCUUCUCAGGUUCCGGGCCGAGGGCCAGUUCCCAAGUUCCAGAAGAUCAAAUCGGUGCAAGAUCUCCAGCCACGAGUCCAUGCUCAACCGGCGUAUCGGCGUGCGAACCCAGAGGGCGGUUUCAUCAGCCCACUUCAUGCUCUGACAAGCCACCUCCCAUCGACGUAUCGCAUUUGCAAUCCAAACUUCAACUACGAAUCAUCCAGAAACCCGCGACGUGUUUUGACGAAGCCUAGUAAGGGCACGAAGAACGACGGAUAUGAUAACGAGGACAGUGACUACAUUCUAUAUGUCAACGAUAUUCUAGGCAGUGAGGAGGCCGGCCACAAAAACCGAUACCUUAUCCUUGACGUCCUCGGUCAAGGAACCUUUGGUCAAGUUGUCAAAUGUCAAAAUCUGAAGACUCAAGAAGUCGUGGCCGUUAAGGUCAUCAAAAACAAGACAGCAUACUUCAACCAGAGUAUGAUGGAGGUUUCUGUCUUGGAUCUGUUGAAUAGUAAAUAUGAUAAGAACGACGACCACCAUCUCCUUCGUUUGAAGGACACCUUCAUCCACCGCCAGCAUCUUUGUCUUGCAUUCGAAUUACUCAGCGUUAACUUAUAUGAACUCAUCAAGCAAAACCAAUUCCGAGGAUUGAGCACAACUCUCGUCCGUGUCUUCGCGCAGCAAUUGCUGAACGCGCUGAGUCUCUUGAACAAAGCUCAUCUAAUCCAUUGCGAUCUGAAACCCGAAAACAUUUUGCUGAAGAAUCUUGAGAGCCCAAUCAUCAAAGUCAUUGAUUUUGGCUCCGCAUGCGAUGAACGUCAAACAGUGUACACGUAUAUUCAAUCCCGAUUCUACCGUUCACCUGAAGUUUUACUCGGCUUACCAUACUCAUCUGCAAUCGAUAUGUGGUCCCUUGGAUGUAUUGUUGUCGAGCUUUUUUUGGGUUUGCCGCUUUUCCCCGGCUCUUCUGAAUACAAUCAAGUUUGCCGUAUAGUGGAGAUGAUGGGAUUGCCUCCAGCAUGGAUGUUGGAGAUGGGUAAACAAUCUGGCGAGUUCUUCGAGAAGACACAGGAUGAGUUUGGCCGAAAGACGUAUCGCCUAAAGAGUUUGGAACAGUACUCACGAGAACACAACACCAAGGAACAGCCCAGCAAGAAGUAUUUCUCGGCUUCGACAUUGGAAGAGAUUAUUCGAAGCUACCCUAUGCCGAGGAAGAAUAUGAAGCAAGCCGAGGUCGAGCGAGAAUUGAACAACCGAGUAGCAUUCAUCGAUUUUGUCCGCGGCCUGUUAUCAAUCAACCCCCUUGAGCGGUGGUCACCUCAGCAAGCCAAGCUGCACCCAUUUAUAACCCAGCAGAAGUUCACUGGACCUUUCAUGCCCCCGAUGAACUUGAAGUAUUCGUCUCUCAACAAGACCGUUGCUCCCGGCGUUCAACAGCAACAGCAAGCUGAAGCCGCCAGUAAACAAAGAGCAGCCCAAGCAGCCCAAGCCCAGACACAGUACACAAUGCAAAUGAACCCAUACCAACAGGCACCACCACCAGCCCACGCCCAGCCUCCUCCCCCUCCUCCCAUGUAUAACGGGAUGUACCAACAGGGUGCAGCAGCGGCACCACCGCCUUAUCCCACACAACCUCCUGGUUAUGGGCAUCAAAUGGGCAUGUUACCCCAGGCUGCUACUGGACAAAUGCCACCUCAGCCCCAAUAUGGUUCUGGACAGAGUCUCUAUGCUCAAGCUACAACACGGGCAGGCCGUCAACGUGCCUCAACUAUGGAUCCCCAGGGUGGAGGUAUUCCCCCUACUAUCCAGCGCGUUGCAAGCCAUCUGGACCCCAACGCCCCGAUCCGGUUACAACCUAGCCCUGCUUACUAUCCACCUCCCCCGGAUGGAUAUGUUGAUGCCAACGCCCAGCGACGCCGCGGUAGCCGUGCAGGUGGCAACGGCAACGGAAAUGCUAAUGCCCAACGAAACCGAGAUUUUAUCCGCACGCUUGAGGAUGGGGCCCUGGGUGAAAGUUAUAUGGGACAAAACCCGUGGCACUAA